Temnothorax curvispinosus is the source of this 1362-nucleotide messenger RNA. RefSeq names its product WD repeat-containing protein 61. Gene Ontology annotation, cellular component: Cdc73/Paf1 complex. The record is from RefSeq and is a predicted model, not a curated record. The transcript is spliced from 8 exons. NCBI's taxonomy places the organism in Eukaryota, Metazoa, Arthropoda, Insecta, Hymenoptera, Formicidae. Gene Ontology annotation, molecular function: protein binding. Bases 342 to 1265 code for a protein of 307 amino acids.
GUCACUGUUUAUUCUGCAUUUAUACAUGAUUUUCUGAUUUCUUGUGCAAGGGGCUUUAAAGUGGAUGUAAUGGCGCUGCUGUAAGCGUCUCAUGAAAAUUGCGCUUCUCACUCUUCUCGGGCUUUUCUUUGGCAAGUACUGCCCGGUGCUCUACGACACGUGGUUCGCCCUGGCCAUCUUUGGAGCUGUACAGCUCGCAGGCCAUAGAAGACUGCCUCGUGCUCAUCGGUGCUAGCAACAGUAGCAACUUGAAAGAAGAAGAUAUAUAAACACCGAAGAACGCGCAUCAACAGUUUACGUAUUAUAUCUACUUGAAUAAAAAUUUAUUUUUUGAUAGUAAGAUGUAUUCUUUAAUUCAUAAAACAGAAAAUGCCCAUGAGGAUAGUAUAUGGACUUGUGGAUGGGGUUGUCCAAAGAGAAAGAGGGAUAUCCACCCGGAUAAUGAAGAUUCACGGGAUUCUAUACGAUCUAAUGAAAAUGAGAUUGCAGAAUAUCUAGUAACAGCUUCUGUGGACGAUUCUGUGAAAGUAUGGGAGCUAACGGAUGGUGCUUUGAAGUUAAAACAUAAAUUAACUGGAUAUUCCUUGGGAGUCGUAUCUAUAGCUAUUAGUUCGGAUGGAUCAAAAUGUGCCUCAAGUUCGCUCGACUCUAGUCUGAAAUUAUGGGACUUACAUUCCGGUGAUAAGCUAUUGAGCAUUGAAGUUGGCCCAGUAGAUAUUUGGACUUUGGUUUUUUCUCCUGACGAUAAAUUUAUCGUAUCUGGUAGUCAUGCUGGUAAAAUACAUUUAUAUGGGACCGAUAAUGGUAAACAAGAACAGACAUUAGAUACAAGAGGUGGAAAAUUUACAUUAAGUGUUGCUUAUAGUCCAGAUGGCAAAUAUAUUGCAAGUGGUGCGAUAGAUGGUAUUAUUAAUAUCUUUGAUGUUGCUUAUGGAAAAGUUUUACGUACACUGGAAGGUCACGCGAUGCCUAUCAGGUCUUUAUGUUUUUCACCCGACUCUCAGUUGCUUCUUACAGCAUCUGAUGAUGGACAUAUGAAGCUGUAUGAUGUCAAGGAUGCGAAUCUGGCAGGAACAAUGUCGGGUCACGCUUCUUGGGUACUCGGCGUGGCUUUCUCACCAGACGGACAGCAAUUUGCAUCAAGUAGUUCCGAUCAUACAGUCAAGAUCUGGGAAUUAGCACAAAGACAAUGUUUGCAUACAUUUCGUGAACAUAAGGAUCAGAUUUUUAUAAUUUUUAUAAUAGGUAUGGUCAGUAAAGUAUAAUCCACAGCGAAAUAACAUAAUUGCGUCAGUAUCCGAGGAUAAAUCUAUUAAUUUAUACGAAUGUCCUAUAUACGACAAAUAAUUGCACCAAGGAUCA